AUGUCCGGCACCAAACUGGAGGACUCCCCCCCUUGUCGCAACUGGUCAUCUGCUCCGGAGCUGAAUGAAACUCAAGAGCCCUUUUUAAACCCCACCGACUAUGACGACGAGGAAUUCCUGCGGUACCUGUGGAGGGAAUACCUCCACCCCAAAGAAUACGAGUGGGUCCUGAUCGCCGGCUACAUCAUCGUGUUCGUGGUGGCUCUCAUCGGGAACGUCCUGGUUUGUGUGGCCGUGUGGAAGAACCACCACAUGAGGACAGUGACCAAUUACUUCAUCGUCAACCUUUCUCUGGCUGACGUGCUCGUGACCAUCACCUGCCUUCCAGCCACUUUAGUAGUGGACAUUACUGAGACCUGGUUCUUUGGACAAUCCCUCUGUAAAGUGAUUCCUUAUUUACAGACCGUGUCAGUGUCUGUGUCUGUCCUCACACUGAGCUGCAUUGCCUUGGAUCGGUGGUAUGCGAUCUGUCACCCUUUGAUGUUUAAGAGCACAGCCAAGCGGGCCCGGAACAGCAUCGUCAUCAUCUGGAUCGUGUCCUGCAUCAUAAUGAUCCCUCAGGCCAUCGUCAUGGAGUGCAGCACCAUGCUUCCUGGCUUAGCCAAUAAAACCACUCUCUUUACAGUCUGUGAUGAGCACUGGGGCGGUGAAAUUUACCCCAAGAUGUAUCACAUCUGUUUCUUUCUGGUGACCUACAUGGCACCACUGUGUCUUAUGGUGUUGGCCUAUCUGCAAAUAUUUCGUAAACUCUGGUGCCGACAGAUUCCUGGAACAUCAUCUGUAGUUCAGAGAAAAUGGAAGGCCCUGCAGCCUCUUUCACAGCCUCGGGGGCCAGGACAGCAGACCAAAUCCAGGAUUAGCGCUGUGGCCGCUGAAAUAAAGCAGAUCCGAGCCAGACGGAAAACAGCCCGGAUGCUGAUGGUUGUGCUUUUGGUGUUUGCAAUUUGCUAUCUACCAAUUAGCAUCCUCAAUGUGCUAAAGAGAGUAUUUGGGAUGUUUACCCACACAGAAGACAGAGAGACUGUAUAUGCCUGGUUUACAUUUUCACACUGGCUUGUAUACGCCAAUAGUGCUGCGAACCCAAUUAUUUAUAAUUUUCUCAGUGGAAAAUUUCGAGAGGAAUUUAAAGCUGCAUUUUCUUGCUGUUGCCUUGGAGUUCAUCACCGCCAGGAGGAUCCGCUGGCCCGGGGACGGACAAGCACCGAGAGCCGAAAGUCCCUGACCACCCAGAUCAGCAACACUGAUAACAUAUCAAAACUGUCCGAGCAGGUCGUGCUCACGAGCAUUAGCACACUCCCAGCGGCCAACGGUGCGGGGCCGCUCCAAAACUGGUAUCUACAACAGGGACCACCGUCAUCAUUACUGUCAACCUGA
Eubalaena glacialis (North Atlantic right whale) is the source of this 1374-nucleotide messenger RNA. RefSeq names its product hypocretin receptor 2 (gene HCRTR2). Gene Ontology annotation, cellular component: membrane. Gene Ontology annotation, molecular function: orexin receptor activity. The transcript is spliced from 8 exons. NCBI's taxonomy places the organism in Eukaryota, Metazoa, Chordata, Mammalia, Artiodactyla, Balaenidae. Bases 1 to 1374 code for a protein of 457 amino acids. Gene Ontology annotation, biological process: circadian sleep/wake cycle process; G protein-coupled receptor signaling pathway; feeding behavior. The record is from RefSeq and is a predicted model, not a curated record.